Molecule: messenger RNA, 582 nt
Organism: Didymosphaeria variabile
Lineage: Eukaryota; Fungi; Ascomycota; Dothideomycetes; Pleosporales; Didymosphaeriaceae
Exons: 2
Coding region: 1-582 (193 amino acids)
Source: RefSeq, a predicted model, not a curated record
AUGGGCCAUCCGACGAUUGCGGACAAUGAAAGUCUUGGAAGUACUACGCAGACACAAGAGGAUGCCACCAGGAGUACGUCGCCUUCGUCGGUAAGGUCAGAUGAAACAGUCGUUUAUAUAGGUCCUCCGCCAAACCCCAUGCCGAGAACCGACACAUCGGCUCUAGAGCGCGGUAUGAGCACAGGCGAGAGCGACACCAGCAACAAGACUGAGGUCGCGAUUGAGCCGGUGGACGCCGCCAACCGAAGUCCUUCUAUCGAUUCUCUACAUCCCGUUCCUGCUGGCACGCCACCGAACACCCCACAGAUAAAUUCUUCAGCGUCAGAUACGUCGUUAGAUUCGCAAACAGAUAACUCGUCUUCUGAGUCUUCUCAAGCUGAUCGAUCUUCCUCUCGGGAAAGGGACAGCUCCUCCGACAACGGAGAGGAAGACAGUGCGGAGGACGGCGACGAGGAUGCGAGUGAAGAGAGUGAGUCUGAGGACGGUCCCGAAGACGUCGGGGUGCAGGGGACAGUGCGAACUUAUUUUGAGAAUCCGUACUAUCACAACGACAUUGCUGAGGCGGUGGGCGGAGAAUCAUGA